AUGCUGGAACUCAAUGUGCACAGCGUGCAGCUGGGUGGGUACCCUGGCCGUGACACCACGGUUCGGGUGAUCUACGAUUCCAAGUUCGUGGAGUACAGUUUGGCAAAGAACCAGAGUGCGAAGUUGUCUCUACCCACGGGAUCGUAUAUUGAGGUCGCUGGGGCCCACCCGGCCGAUCGGAAGCCGUGGACACAGACAUUGACCGCAGAAAAUCUUGCAAGAGUCCAAAGUGGUUGCUUUGCUGGUGGUGUGUUCUUUUUUGAGGUUUGCGAGAAAAGGGGCUCGUUCCUUUACCUCAAGGCGCACAAGCACCAGGGGCCCAGCGCACAGAUUGCACCUCCUCCUCAUGCUCCAAUCGAUGGUUGCUGCGUUGUGCAUCAUUGGUCAAUGGGACACACAUACGGAAGAGACCUGACCCUCUUUCACGCGGAGCCCGGAAAGGAGCGCCAAGAAGUGAGCUUCAUCGCAGGGUGCCGGGUGCUGGGCGCAUCCCCAGGAACUCAGGUGACGGUUCGGUCCGCAUGGACAAUGUCAGCAAAAGAUCAUCCAGACGUCCCGAACAGGAACCGCGAAGCAAUCAAGACAUUUUCAGCAGAGGAGGCCAAGAACCGACAUAUACAUGUCACCUGCUGGCGCAAGACGAAUGACUAUGAAAGCACCAUCGAGCAGGCAGUCUUUCCCUUCGAGGAGGCCCUCCAAUGGAAUACCGCUGAUGAUCUCGCAGCAGCUUUCCCAGAGCCUAAGAUGGAGCCAGUGGACCCGUUUCACCUCGUGCUGCACAAUGUCUCGAUGGAGGACUUCCGCAUGAAAGUGACCGUUCGCUCCAGCGGCCGCAAGGCGCAGUUUGAAAUGGAGGGUCGUGGCAACCGAGUACUGACACUUCCGGACAACGCAUCGCUGGAGGUCGAGACCGAGUCCGAAGAUGAUGCCUUGAAGGCUUCUCUGAGCUUGCAAGCUGACCAGUUGAAGGUGGCAAAGGGUUCCAAUCUCUACUUGAUCAGUGAAGUUGAGAGUGAAAGUGUCACCUGCUGUGGGAUUGGCCGAAAGAAGAGGCACCCCACCUCUCAGCCUCAGCUGAAGCACCUGCUUGGCCCUCCUUCCAAGGGCCAAGCAUCCGAAUCCUCGACGAUGUGGCAUUUUACCCCCAAUGAAGGCACGAUGAUUUCCUCAGUCUCGGCGAAGAGGUGUGGCUUUCUCUUGGCCCCUGGUGAGAGUAUCGCGGCUGACACUGCCCUAGCACCGAAGUUGGUUUUAACAGGGCAGGGGAAGCAGCGUACGAUUCCAGUCGAGGAGAAGAAGUGCAGGAACCGCCAUGUUUAUGUUCUCUACAAUGAGGCGCGAAAGGCGCUGCUUCACUAUGGACCUCCUGCCGUGGAACAAGUUCCACACUGGGAUGCCAUUGAGAAUCUGCGCGAGGAGGAAGGAGCGCCUGUUUCACACCCCUGA
Symbiodinium natans is the source of this 1446-nucleotide messenger RNA. The record is from the annotation of a GenBank genome assembly. NCBI's taxonomy places the organism in Eukaryota, Dinophyceae, Suessiales, Symbiodiniaceae.